Messenger RNA from Rotaria socialis, 861 nucleotides. Lineage: Eukaryota; Metazoa; Rotifera; Eurotatoria; Philodinida; Philodinidae. The record is from the annotation of a GenBank genome assembly.
AUGAUUGCGUUCAUCUUCGUAACAUUCUGCACUAUUGGUCAUCUUGAAGGACUUGCAUUGAGUGGUUUAACAUCAUCAGGAGCUAAUACGAACAUAACACUUAUUCCUGAUGCUUUAAUUACAAGUCGUAUUCAAUUAGUAGGAAACCUAGUUUUUGAUGAUACAGUUGUAUCAACAGCUAGUAUUCAUCGCAAAAUUGCAUGUUUCUUUGUAUUCGACAAAGAAGCAUCAGAUGAUCUCAAUGGCAAUAUAAACUAUGCAAGAAGUUAUGCUACUCAAUUAGCUGCACUUGCCUCAAAAUACACAGCACAUGCUAAUAUAGUUAUCGUUAAUGCAGGCACUGAAAUAUGGUCAAAUGGUGAUCAGAUCUCAUUCGCUGUUGGAAAUAAUUCAAAUUCAGGGAUGCCAGAUAUUUUAACACAAUUUCAAGCAUAUUUGGCUAAUACACAAAAAUUACUUUUUGGAACUAUUUAUGCUAUUGGCGUACUCCUUUCAAAUAAGAAUUCAUUAGUUGCAGGCGGCUAUUCUCAAGGACCAGCAUGUACUACUGAAGGUGCGUCGCUGAUUAAUUAUCGAUCAUAUCCAUGGUCGAUUGCGGGUUUACUUGCACAUGAAUUAGCACAUACACUUUCAGUUGUUCAUCCAUUUGAAUUAUCCUACAUAUGUGAUUAUUACAAAACCCAAUUAAAAUUUUGUUCAGCAAUUCCUGCGGAAUGUCUGUGCAGUUCAAAUAAUUAUCCUCCUCAGCAAUGUCUAAUGACAUUUCAAUUUGGCCAAGCCAACCUGAAUGCUCCAAGAUAUACAUCAUGCGAUAUUGAAAUGAUGAACUAUUUCUCGCCGAAUGUCUCUUGUCUUGCCUAG